Messenger RNA from Staurois parvus, 366 nucleotides. NCBI's taxonomy places the organism in Eukaryota, Metazoa, Chordata, Amphibia, Anura, Ranidae. The record is from the annotation of a GenBank genome assembly.
AUGUGCCUCUGUCGUCUGCUCACGCUGCUGACGGCUUCCGCUUUUUAACCUAGGCCUGUGUAUGGCUUCCGAAUACUGCUGCCUCCACCGCCACCCUGCGCCAUGUGCCUCUGUCGUCUGCUCACGCUGCUGACGGCUUCCGCUUUUUAACUAGUCCUGUGUAUGUCUUCCGAAUACUGCUGCCUCCACCGCCACCCUGCGCCAUGUGCCACUUUCGGGUCUCCUCACACUGCUGCCAGGUCCAGAGUGUGUCAUGGGUCCCUGUACGGCCUCCCAUUGCUGCUGACUUCAUCGCCAGACUCUGCCAUGUGCCACUUUCAGGUCUCCUUACACUGUUGGUGGGUUCCAUUUUGUGAUAGGGUGCUG